Molecule: messenger RNA, 787 nt
Organism: Anas platyrhynchos (mallard)
Lineage: Eukaryota; Metazoa; Chordata; Aves; Anseriformes; Anatidae
Source: RefSeq, a predicted model, not a curated record
CCGUGGAGGGUGGGGGGGGGUUGAGGGGGGGGGGAGCGGAACCGGGGCGGGCCCGGGGCGGGCUCGGGGCGGCUCCGGGAGGCUCCGGUAAAGCACCGGGAAGGCGGCGGAGGAGCCGCCCGCCAUGGAGCCCAACAGCCCCCGCAAGAUCCAGUUCACGGUGCCGCUCCUCGAGCCGCACCUCGACCCCGAGGCGGCGGAGCAGAUCCGCAGGCGCCGACCGACGCCGGCCAACCUGGUGCUGAGCAGCGACCAAUCGUCCCCAGAGAUCGAUGAGGACCGGCUCCCCAACCCCCUGCUGAAGUCGGGUCUGGCCAUGUCCCCCAGGCAGAGGAAGAAGGUGUCCCGCACCACCCCCACCAUGAAAGAGCUGCAGAUGAUGGUGGAGCACCACCUGUGCAAGCAGGCGCAGGGGGAGGAGGAGGAGGAGGAAGCAGCCGCCACCGCCGCCAGCCAGGAGCACGGCCCCGGGUGCUGCCACCACGGUGACAGCGUGACACACGAGCACAGCCACAGCCCCGGGGGCGCCCGUUAUCCAAAGGUAAUUCCCACGCUGAAAUAUUUUCCCGUGGUGUUUUCCACACCCAGCAUCAUCCCAGCGGGUACCGUGCCCCGUUCCCACAGGGAUUCUGAGCAAAAUGCACCCACGAUGUGGCCACGGGUGGGUGUUUGCACAACAGCAUCACGAGGGCCAGGCAUCGGGUCCCUCCACGCUCACCCUUUCAGGGGACUUUUGGCCUUGCCCAAGGGAUUUGCCCAGCAUCCUGCAUACCAGGGGGGGCUCUGA